This is a messenger RNA of Paramecium pentaurelia, 507 nucleotides long. The record is from the annotation of a GenBank genome assembly. Lineage: Eukaryota; Ciliophora; Oligohymenophorea; Peniculida; Parameciidae.
AUGAAAAAUUGUAAUUUACAUAUUUAGAUUAGUCCAAAAAUUGCAGACUAUUAUGAUGGCAGAGAUUCUCAUCAAAUAAAUAUUGUUUAGGAAAUACUUUAGUUUACAAGUAUAAAUAAAUUUAAUUUAAUAAAAAAAUUUACUGAANGGAAGUUCAAAAAAAAUCCAAACUCGGAGUCGAGGCUUGGAGUCGGAAGGAGCCCUGAGAGAGCGGGUAUGCUCGAUGCCUAUGUAAAGCUACGGGGGAGGGAUUUACUUCCCCCCUUUGGUAAACAGACUGACGCACUGAAAAAUAAUGAACUUAGUUAUGACACACUAUAUUUACCCAAUAUUAUUCAUAAUUUAUUUUAAUUAGAUAAAAUGAAUAAGAAGGUUAUAAUUAAAUAAAGGUUGAAAACUAAAAGGAUAAUUUUUUCGUUCAAGCUUUAUUCCAGGUACGGCAAGCAUAGAUUCAUACUUAAUAUGAAUCUUUGGAAGAAUUAAAUUAUCGUGAUUCAGAUUUUUUGA